GCUCUCUUCUGCGAUCUCGGCUGCGUGGUAUGGCGCUUUCGGGCGGAUGCAGGCCGGCCUCAUUGGCAUCAAUGAUGUCAUUGGCAUCCUCUGGGGGACGAUGGGGGGUCAGGUGGCAGUUGCUCUGGCGGGUGAACCGGAGAGGAUUGUGCCUACGCAGCUGGCAAUCAUCGCGGUGAGCACCAUCCUCACGGGAGUCGCCUCGAUCGUCUUUGGUCACCUUGGCCUUGGCAAGCUCAUGCUUCUGUUCCCAGCGCCUGUUACAAGCGGGUUUCUGGGCUCCAUCGGCUUCUUCAUCUUCAAGUCCUCCUUGCAGAUCUCUUCGGGCGUCAAGUUCCGCUACCUUUGGCCCCAGGACUUCGAGCAGUUUCUGCAAGUCCAGCCCUUGGCCAGGGUCGCCUGCAUGUUUGGGGCGCUGGCCUUCAUGCGAAAGGUGCCGCCUAGGCUUGUGAAGCUUUUCCCGAAUGCUGUGGUGAAGAAGUUGGGAGGGCUUGUCUGCCAGCUUGUGCCGCUCUUCCUCUUCUAUUUGGUGGUGCAGAUAUCCGGCGUAGACAUGAUGGAUCUCUCCGAAGCAGGGUGGACCUACCCACGACAG
This is a messenger RNA of Symbiodinium necroappetens, 595 nucleotides long. The record is from the annotation of a GenBank genome assembly. Lineage: Eukaryota; Dinophyceae; Suessiales; Symbiodiniaceae.